Molecule: messenger RNA, 6997 nt
Organism: Sitodiplosis mosellana (orange wheat blossom midge)
Lineage: Eukaryota; Metazoa; Arthropoda; Insecta; Diptera; Cecidomyiidae
Gene: Hsl
Product: hormone-sensitive lipase
Exons: 5
Coding region: 2650-5445 (931 amino acids)
Biological process (GO): triglyceride catabolic process; cholesterol metabolic process
Cellular component (GO): cytosol
Molecular function (GO): triacylglycerol lipase activity; sterol ester esterase activity
Source: RefSeq, a predicted model, not a curated record
ACUGUGAAUGUGUGUUAGCUAAACAUCGUUACCGUUGCUACUGCAUGGUAAUUUUCGAUACGAAAAACGAGAGAAAACUCACUCUGACCGCACUACUGUACUGUGAUGACUAUCUAAAAAAGAAACCGCAUGAUAUACUAUGCGCUCUUUCGCUUGUUUAUCCAAUGAGUUCAGUGUUGUGUGUAAAUAACUCGCUAACGGGUGACAGAAAGAAAGAAAAAACUCUAGUCUACUGUAGUUUAACCAAAAUAAAAAAAAAUUCGCUGUCAUUUUCAAUUUUUCCUCACUCUAUCUUCAUCUCAUUCUUGGUGUGCGUGUGUUUCAGUGUGUUUUCUAUGGCAGAUAGAAGAAAAUUUGCCAUGAAUUUAUAUGUAAAUUAAAUUUGCGUCUGUCUCUCGUUUGAGAAUAAAAAGAGUUUUUUUUCACUCUUUUGCUCCACACAGUGAGAGUCAUAUGGUUGCUCACAUCACUGCUUUUUCUUUCGUUUUUUUUUCUUCAUUCUCUACUUGUCUCUCUUAUAUCUUCGCUUCAUUAGUUCAAUAUAUAGUUUUUGUGCAUGCGUUUCACAAUCUGGUUGAAAUUCAAUGAAAACGAGAAAAUAAGUGAAAAAAAAACUUGAUUCAUCAUCAUCAUCAUCGUGUGAGUGAUAUCAUAAAAUUUGAUAAUGUUGAUGACGAACCACACCGUAUAAUUCUAUUGUAAAUUUCUUCGAUUCGAUAAAAAGAAACAAGCUAGUUGUGUGCGAUGCGUCGUUGUUCAAGCGCGGAUUAGUUAUUAUUUUCAAUUGGUUGCUAUUUUCUUCAUUCAACCAUUCAACAUACAUACACGCAUGCAUACCGCCAAGAAAUGAGAACAAACAAAUAUUUUCCGAGUGUAAAAUGAAAAAUGAGCGCUGUAAUUUGUGUGCUUCGUCUAUCGAUAGAUACAAAGUUAUGAUUUAGUUUGCAUAUGGAACAAAGUGAGUUAGUAAGAAAGAAACACAAAGAACGAAAAAAAAAACACGAACACACAAACACAAAACUCCCAACGAAGAAGCAUUAGCAAAAUAAUAACAAUCAUAAAAGUGGAUAAUUAUUGAGAAUCCAAAACGAUAAAUAGCACGGUUCAGAGCCUUUGCAAGUUUCUAUUGGGUUUGGUGCUUUUUUGUUGCUUUAAAUGUGCAUUAGUCGACGAGCGCCGUGAGAUUUUGGCAAAUAUUGUGUCGAGUUUCAAUUUCUGUUUUGUCUUGUCAUCGUACUAGACUAGAUUCAAAAGGUGGUGUUGUUAUGUACCGAAGAAUAUAAGUGGCAGAUUUGCUCUCAAUAGUCAGAGAAGAAGAAGACAAAGAGACAAAAAAAUCGGAUUGUCAUGUCAUGAUUUGGAUUAUUUUCGAUAUCACAGCUUCAUUCUCGUGUGCCGCCACCGCAACAAUUCACUGUUGCCGAAACAAAAGAUUUGGCUGGAUAUAAUUUACAUGAAAUAGAUGCGCAAUUUUUAAUGAGCACCAAUAAGACUAAGGCAAACCAUUGAAUUUUAUAUAUGCUGGAUGUUUAUGAAUCUUUGUUCGCAGUUGUGUAUCGACAUCGGUAGUGAUAUGUUCAUUUAUUUGUUCGCUUGCACAAUUGGGAAGUGAGUUCAGAGUGGCACUGAAGAAACGGCAACAACAACAACAAAACGUGUAUAAUACAUAAUGGACGCGUAGAUUGAAAGCAGUGCAAUCACUUAACUCGUUCUACUUAUUGAUGUCAACGUAAAAACAAGAAAAUACGAGUAUAUAUACACAUCGGAGAAAAAUAAAUGCAGAAAUCCAAGCGAAUAUUCCAAAUUAGUGCACAGUUUGUGUCGUAUCGACGAUGCGAUUAAAUUCCAACAGUAAAAUUGAGUUGCAAGUCAAUGGAAAUAUCGAUUAGAUUUUGUAAAUUUCUCUUUGAUUUUUAUCUUCAAUAAUGAACGGCGCUUAUAUUCGCUCUGUGUGCUCAACCUUCGUUAGCUCGUCAAAUAUUUAGUGCCACAAAGGUGGAGAGAGGGAAAGACACACACGGACAGGGAAAAAAAAAGAAUAAACAACAACACAGAGAGCAUAAUUGUAUUCAGUGCAUUGAGAGUGGCAGCAACAGCGAUAGCAGCAACCGAUUCAGCAGAUAUGCUACAUUGGCAUUUUCAUGUGUAAACAGAGACAGAGCCCAGUUCCCGUUUCUUUUCCGCAUGACUUUUGAUCAAGUAAAGUGAACAAAAACCCAAGGCAGCAGCAGCAGAAAAAAAUAAAUAAAUAAAUUGCGAGUUAUUCUCGCAUAAUAGCGCAACGGGAGAAACGAGAAACGAGAACACGUACAAUGUGUAGACUGUAUGUACCAUUGAAUGGAUGGAAUUUUUACCCAAGCUAUAUACACUUAACAGCUUCAUCGUGAAUGCAUAAGCACAAUUCAAUUAUUUUUAUUUGUCAAUCGACGUGCGAUAGGCACACAGAGUACACAAACAAAUCAAACCAUCUUUAAUUUAAUUAAAAUUACAUCUACGAACAACAACUGGAAAUAGAAAAGAGGUGGACAAAGAAGAGAACAACGCGGAACAACUACGUAUACCCUUUCGUCGUAAUAUUAAGGAAGACUUGUGUGUGUUUAUGUGUUUAAAGAGGUGAAUAUUGUGUACGUCAUUAUCAUCGCAUUGAAAAUGAUUGACCAAAAGUUACAGUCGCUGCCCAAGGAUGAACCGGCCCAAAUGGUCGAUUCAACGAUGACGAUGAGUUCAAGUUUUACCCAUUUAUCGCUGGACACCGACGAAUUUUCGGUGAGCGGUGAAGAUGAAGCGGGUAACAACACAAAUCAAUCGACAACGGCGAAGGCGACGACGACAACGGCAGCAACACAUUCGUUUGCCAUGUAUGACGCUCUCGUUGACAUUUGCCUAAACAACGUAAAAUACUUUGAAUGCGACGACAGUGAGACAGGGCAACGAUUUUUAUGCGCAUUUCGUGGCAUAAUCGAUCAUAUUGCGAUUGCCCGGCCAUUUGUUGCCAAAAUAAUAACAUUCGUACACGAGUACGAUUUCGAUGAAAACACACCAGCCAAUGGUUAUCGGAGCUUUGUGAAAACAAUUCAGGCAUGCAUCAAUCACAGUGUGAAGGUCUCCAAAUAUAUAGCACAGAAUCGUAGCUAUUUAUUAUUCCGGAAAAAUAUGUAUAUGAAGGAAAUCGAAGCAUGCAGCCAUUUGUUAGCUAGUUUAUGCAGUUGCCUAGAACAAAUAAUGAUUAUCCGACAGGGUAGUGAAUAUGGAUCACUCUUCCCACCUGGUGACCAUAAAGCAAUUGGCCUAUUCAAUACGAGCGCAGCAGUGAAUCAGUAUUCUUUCUACGGACGAUGUAUUGGCUUUCAUUAUUGUGAAUCAAUGCAGUCGGUGGUGAAAUUCUUGGGCAUUUGUUUGGCUGGCUUUUCCGAAGUGUACUAUAACAAUAACGGCAAUCGAAUUAUGAAAGCGACUAGUUCGAUGUAUACUGGAGGCAAAUACUAUUGGAACCCUGAGCUGAGAGCCAGACGGAUUGUGAAUUUGAGUCAGAAUGCUGGUAUUGAUUUUUGUAAAUCGUUUUGGUCGCUCACUGAAGGUGAACUCAUGUAUGCACUGCCCAAUGUGUUUGGCGUAAAAAUUAAAGUGAAUCGAUUGAUAACGAUACCACCUGAACCGCUUGAACUAGAGAGUGUAGCAGUUGCGAAUACAAUGGUUAAAAUUCCUGUUCCGUCAAGCCACUUGGGAGUUGGACCAGUGACAGCGCGAUUGUUGUCGAGUGUUCGUCGCGAGGGCAUGAUUGGUGAACGUAAUAAGAAACACAUGCACGCACCAUCGAAAAGCCUCAUAUUCCAUUGCCACGGCGGUGGAUUUGUUGCGCAGAGUUCAAAAUCACAUGAAGUGUAUUUGCGAGAAUGGGCAGCAAGGUUGCACGUGCCAAUCUUAUCAAUCGAUUACAGUCUCGCUCCACAGGCGCCAUACCCACGUGCAUUAGAAGAAGUGUUCUAUGCAUAUUGUUGGGCAAUUAAAAAUGCCAAACUCCUAGGAACCACCGCUGAAAAGAUAGUCGUGGUGGGAGAUUCAGCUGGCGCCAAUUUAAACAUGGCACUCACGUUGAAAUGUAUUGAUCAGAAAGUACGACGUCCCGAUGGUGUAUUUCUUAUUUAUUGUCCGAUGCGGUUGGGCUUUGCUCCAAGCCCAGCACGAUUCUUGUGUUUAAUGGAUGUUCUGUUGCCGUUUGGAUUUUUGAUGGGAUGUUUAAAGGCAUACGUGCACCCGGGCAAGGAUCAAUUUAUGACACCAAACGAUAAAAAACGAAUCGAUUUACGCAAUGAAAAAGACGAUAAAAAAGAGGUGCCCAAUGAUUCGUCGGUGUCGACGACAUCAGCUGUGAUUGUAUUAAUGUCUGAAGCGGAAUCGGCCGAUAUACCGACAUUUGUUCAUAUCGGAUCGGAAAGCCAAGAUAAUGAACAAGCAAAUGAUAAACAAACCGAUGCAUCGAUAUCAAUCGAUGGCGGAUCGACGUGGGAGCACAUCGAACAUGAACAUGAUCCAAAUUAUGAAGCGAAUAACAAGAGUCCGGUGAGUGAUGGCACUAGCGACACAUUUGCCAGCGCAUCAUUGCAAAACAGUCAAACUGGUGGCAACACAGAAAUGAUGACACCGGACGAAAGCAAUGCAAUCUCAUUUGAAGAAGAUUCACAACCGAUUACACUGCACAAGCCAGUGAACGAUAAGAAUAGUGCGUAUGACAUAUGUAAUUUAGAUUUGAAUGCAGCGGACACGACAAACGAACGACGAAAUUCCACAUCGUCAUCAUUGGUUGAAAUGGAUUCCACCGAACCGCAAAAUAAUGGAUCAACCAAUUUUGUGGCCGAUUUUGUGGAAAAAUACGGCAAAGAAGAUCUGAAUAAAACAGCAGCGCCACGAACACGAUCCGAAGAGAAUGUGCUGUUUGAAGAGGGGCGCGAGGCAUUAAAUAUGCAAAAUAUUCCGACGAAAAUUUACAAAGCAGUCGAAACAGCGGCCAACUCAGUGGCGAGCACAUUCAAUGCAAUCACAUCGCCAACGGUCAUUCGAAACGGUAUACCAGGCAGUGUUAAUGGUUUAGGAUUCACCAGAAGCCGAUUGAAUUCAUUGACCGAACGCAAUCCAGCCGAUGAUUAUCUAUUCGACGUUCCAAAGGAUCCAUUCCUAUCACCAUAUUAUGCUAGCAAUGAAAUGCUCAGCCAAUUGCCAUCCAUGAAAAUUUUGACUGUCGACAUGGAUCCAUGCCUUGAUGAUUGCAUUAUGAUGGCCAAGAAACUGAAAGCACUUGGCAUCCCAACUGAGUUAGAUGUCUUGCCCGGACUACCACACGGCUUCUUAAGCUUUGUUAAACUUUCAAAAGAGGCGUACGAAGGUAAUCGUGUGUGUAUUUCGCGUUUGGCCGAGCUUUUAGAAACAACUGUCGAUUCAAAAUGCUGAACAAGUUGCAUAAUUUCAAAUAUCUUUGGCAAACAUCUUCGUUGGCCAUUGAAAACAGCAAAAAAAAAACAGAUAGCUCACUGAUAUUUAAAUAACAAAUGAACAAAUUUAAUUGGACUGGAAUCUUUUUGCAUUCUUUUAGAAAUUAUUUUUCUUACAAGCUCCUCAAUCAGCCUAUUUAUUAAGCAGAGGUUCGAUGAGGAUAAAUUUGUGUGUGUCAAACAACAUUUUUUUAUAAUAAUUUUCCUUUAUACGCAUUCGCUUAAAUAUCCGCUCAAUAAGUGGCCUAAAUGAAAAAUUUGUUCUUAUCAACAAUAUCAACACAGAUAUGCCUUUAUUUGCAUUGCAUACACGUGUUUUUUUUAUAGAUAUUAUAAAAAAGAAUGAAAAAGAAAGAAUUGGCUUUUGCCGAGUGAAAUUUGUCGAUACAUAAAGAGAUUUUGUCUACCAAAUUGAAUGCUACAAUUUUAUCACUUGUUGAAUUUUGCAUUUUUCUAGAAAAAACACUCAUUGUGUCUCGAAUUCAUUUUUUUGAAGAAGCAAAACAAAAAAAACGCCACUUAUUUAAAGCAUUUUAGAAUCUGAAUUCAAGAAUUCUUAAUGAAUGGUCUGCUUUUUUCUAAUUUACCAAUCGUUUCAAAUUAUUCAAAAAACGAACAAAUGCUGUAUUAUUUUUCAUUUAUUUUUAAUUAUUUUUAAAUUAAAUACUGCACUGCUCACGCAUUGAGUACCAAUUUUUAACAUACACCGAGGACCACCAACCGACAAUUCAAUAGCUUUGAAUUCUUCGCAACACAUUAUAAUUCUCUGGAUUAAUACAAUUGAUUGCAACAUAAUAUAUCAGCUCAUUUCCGAAAAUACGGCUGUAUAAAAUAUAUUGAACUUAGAGCCGAUUUUAAAUGGCUCAUAUCGUUCUACAGACAUUUGUCACACGAUAUCCUAACAAUUUAAUGGUGCAUAAAAUAAAACAGAAUAAUGCUUCUGUAUAUAUAAAUAUAUUUAAGGAAGGAAUAUUUCAGAUAUAUGAAAUAAGUAACUAAAAGGGUAAACGUUGUCCAUAUCUGUUAAUAUUUUUUUGUACAAUUUUCAAUUGGUUACAAGUGAUAUUUUUUUCCCUUUUAACUUUGCUUUGCUAUGAGCUUUGUCACCUGUUUUUUUGUUGGAACCACACUAAAUUUAACAAAGUAUUAAUUAAUCAGUUGUCCAUUGUUUUAAGAAUGAUGCUAUCUUAAUUUUGUGUUUUGUGUUGCAGAAAGUUUGGCAUCAGUCACAAAUGAAAUUGUCUGGUUAAACAUAUAUUUUUAAAUCAUUAUUGUCUACAUAUAUUCAUUCUGGGAUAUGUGAAAGGAAGAGGUUUUUUUUUUAAAUCGAAUCUAUUGAAAUAUUCUUCAAUUUCACACACACUUUCACAAUUUUAUACAUAGUCACACACACACACACUGUUACUGGCAUCAAUAGUAUUUUCACAAAAACACACAUUAUUUGUUUAACAUUCAAAACAACAUUGUAUUCAGUAUCAACUUAAAAUAAAGUUUAUUGGAAUAUGUACAAA